Poecile atricapillus (Black-capped chickadee) is the source of this 5776-nucleotide messenger RNA. It is a transcript of the gene SLC39A6, whose product is annotated as solute carrier family 39 member 6. Gene Ontology annotation, cellular component: membrane. Gene Ontology annotation, biological process: intracellular zinc ion homeostasis; zinc ion import across plasma membrane. The transcript is spliced from 11 exons. Bases 415 to 2601 code for a protein of 728 amino acids. Gene Ontology annotation, molecular function: zinc ion transmembrane transporter activity. NCBI's taxonomy places the organism in Eukaryota, Metazoa, Chordata, Aves, Passeriformes, Paridae. The record is from RefSeq and is a predicted model, not a curated record.
AGGAAAGGGAAGGGAAGGGGCGCGGCGCGGCCGGCGCGGGCAGGCAGCGGCGGGAGGGCGGCUCAGCCCGGCCCGGCGGCGGGAGAGGCUGACUAAUAUUUUGGCAACGGAGGUUCUCCAUCUCUCCCUGGAAGAGGGCUGAGGCAGGAUAGCCCUGCGUGCAGGCUCCGCGGGAGUUGAUUCGCAGCCCUGCUGAAGUGUUUGUGGAAUGAAGCGCACAAACUCUCACACUUGUGAGCACGCGGUCCACAGCAAUGCUCUGCUGCCUCGUGGAAGGAGCCGUGCGACACUAACGUUACAACAAAGACGGAACGUGACGGCAUAAAAAACCAAAUUUUUGUAGACGGCUGGAAACACUUGCCCAGCUGGUUUGCCAGAACCUCUGAUUAUUUUCACUACUGAAAAGGAACUGCAAUGGAGAGUACGGUAUCAGUUAUUUUCCUUGUAUCAUUUUCCAUACUGCUGUGUGAAAGUUACCACCAUGGAGUGGAGACAGCUACUGUUGUGCAUACAUCGGAGAGAGCUUUUCCAGAAAAGACAGUGGGUGUUAAUAGUGACUUGGCAGGACUAAUACAGAAGUUGCACCUUCAAGAACUUUUUAAUCGUUAUGGAGAAAACAACUCUCUGUCAAUUGAUGGGUUUAGAAAACUGCUACAGAACAUAGGUAUAGAUAAAAUGAAAAGGAUUAAAAUAAGCCACGAUCAUGAUCAUGAUCAUGACCACAGUCAUGACCAUCAUAACCAUGACCAUGAUCAUCACGCUCAUCAUAAUCACGUUUCAUUGAGUAAAAGCUCUGAGAAGACUGCUUGUCCAAACCAUGAAUCUGAUGCUAGCAAAGACCACAGGAGCAGCCACGCAAAGGAGCCUCAUAAAGCCGAAAGCGUGGAGCGGCAGCAGAACUUUGUGCGCAGCAAGAACACGGUUCAUGAGAUCACAGCGUCCGUCAUCACCGCUUCCGCAGGUGGCCACGCCGAGCUCCAGAACGUGCAGCCUGGAGAAGUCAAGAUGGUUGUUCGUGUGGGUGCGGCUGGCCCUGGUACCUUUAAUGUCACAGGGGGCCGCAAUGCCUCCUGGCUUGGUGCCACGAAGACAAACGAAUCUCGUGCUUCUCCGAAGGAAGAAGGGAGCUACCUCUAUUCUAAACUGAAAAAACAAAGCACUCAGGAGUGCUCCAAUGCAUCCAAACUGAUGCAGUCGCAUGGAAUAGGCACUCAAGUACUGUUGACUGCUACAGAAUUUAGUUAUCUCUGUCCAGCUCUUAUUAACCAGAUCGAUGGCAAAUACUGCAUAGUCCAUGCUACUAGUGAAAAAGCUGAAACUCCUCCAAAAAGUUACUCUCUGCAAAUAGCUUGGAUUGGUGGCUUUAUAUCCAUCUCUGUCAUCAGCUUUCUUUCCUUGCUGGGUGUUAUAUUGGUACCACUGAUGAAUCGAGUAUUUUUCAAAUUUCUUCUGAGUUUUCUUGUGGCACUGGCUGUUGGGACCUUGAGUGGAGAUGCCUUCUUACACCUCCUUCCACAUUCUCAUGGAAACCAUCACCAUCACCACGAAAAGCCUCUGCUUGAUCAAAAAGGCUCUAUGUACAAACAUCUUGUUUUUCAAAGUACAGAGGAGAAUGCUUACCUGGAUUCUACAUGGAAAGGACUUACAGCACUUGGAGGCUUGUACUUCAUGUUUCUAGUGGAGCAUUUGAUCACUUUAAUAAAGCAAUUUAAGGACAAGAAGAAAAAGAAAAAAAAUGAAGAUGAUGGAGAAAGUAAGAAGUUUUCAGCAAAUGAAGAAAAGUUGGAUACGGAUGAUCGGCCGGAGGGCUAUCUAGGGACAGACUCCCAAGAUCCAUCAACCUUCAUUUCUCAGCAGCCAACUGUACAAGAGGAAGAAGAAGUGAUGAUAGCUCAUUCUCAUCAAGAGGAAGUUGACAAUGAAUAUGUGUCCAGGGGCUGUAGAAACAAAUGCCAUUCUCACUUGCACGAUACUCUAGGACAGACAGAUCAUCUAAGUCACCAUCACCAUGACUAUCAUCACAUUCUGCACCACCAUCAUCAUCAGAACCAUCACCCCCACAGUCACAGUCAGCGCUACUCGCGCGAAGAACUGAAGGACGCAGGGAUAGCAACUCUGGCGUGGAUGGUGAUCAUGGGAGAUGGACUGCACAAUUUUAGUGAUGGACUGGCCAUUGGAGCAGCCUUUACUGAAGGGUUGUCUAGUGGUUUAAGUACUUCUGUGGCUGUAUUUUGCCAUGAAUUACCUCAUGAGCUAGGAGAUUUUGCUGUCCUUCUAAAAGCUGGUAUGACUGUCAAGCAAGCUGUGCUUUAUAACGCUCUGUCAGCUAUGCUGGCCUAUCUUGGUAUGGCAACUGGCAUCCUUAUUGGUCAUUAUGCAGACAAUGUUUCAAUGUGGAUAUUUGCACUUACUGCUGGCUUGUUCAUGUAUGUGGCUCUUGUGGAUAUGGUACCUGAAAUGCUCCACAAUGAUGCCAGUGACCAUGGAUGUAGCCGGUGGGGAUACUUCCUGUUACAGAAUGCUGGGAUUCUCCUGGGUUUUGGGAUAAUGCUGCUUAUCUCAGUAUUUGAACAUAAGAUUGUAUUCAGCAUAAACUUGUAAUCCUGGUUGCCAGGAAGACACCUUGGUGUUAAAUUAUAAGUGGUAGGGGUUUUCUUCUACGAAUUUUCUUAUUGGGAAGGUACAUUUGAUAUAGACUAGAUAUUUUUAUUGGUGUGCUUUGUUGUUGUGUACUUCCCUCCCUUCUUGCCUGAUUGAAAGGGAAACUGUAAAGUUUGGGGUUUGUUGGGGUUUUGUUUGUUUGUUUUUAAUUGUGUUUUUUUUUUUACUUGGGAUUUAGCAUUGCUUAUGGUACUGUGGAGAGUGGUACUUAGUAAAACAUGGCCAAAUCUAUAUUAUUUGUAUUGUCUGUACUGUUUGGGGGGUUAGGUUGGUUUUUUUACUGAAUUUAUUUACUGUAUGUAAUUAUAUGUAAUGUUUUUUACUUCUGUGGUUUUGUUGGUUUAAAUAGAUAAAACAACAGUGGGGCUUUUUUUUAGCAGUUAGAAUCAGUGGAUACAAAGCACAGUGGGCAAAGUAAAAUGAGAACAAAACAUAAUGGUUAGCAUGUGUUUUUUGGUAAAAACAUCAUUUCUUCUGCAUCCACCUGGUUUAUACAGAAAGGCAGAUAAGUCCAUUCCAUCCUUUGUGGUGGUGCUGAUUCUCUCAGUAGCUUGUGGAUUCCUGUGUAUUUUUCCAGUUGGUUUCUACCCCAAACAAAUUAAUAUAAAACCGUGUUCUAAGUGUUUACGUCAAAUGUUUAACUUGUUUCAUCCCUUCUGAUAGGAGUUGCUCUUCACUGAUUUCUCAAAUCAGCAACAAAAGUCCAGUUCUUAAAUUGCCAAAGCUUUAAGAUAUGUGAAUUCCAUCAAAAAGACUUUAAAAGCAGUGUUGUAUCCCACUUACACUGCCUGAAGUGACAAAGGUGUAUUAAAGCCUGUUUGAUAUCAAGGGGGAGGAGUGCUACAGGCUGAGAUAAACAGUCAUUUCCUACAACAGCUUCCUGAAGUAAAGUGUUGAUUUACUUUGGGAAAAUGAGCUGAGUGGGAGAGCUGCCUACUUCUAGUUCAGUGUGACUGCACACAAACCUAUGCUAUAUUGUUUGCAAGAACUAAAGCUGAGAAAUCCAAAAUAACAAAAUCUCUUUGGUACCAUAAUCUAGAGAAACAGUGUGUUAAGGAUGAUAAGUGUAUACUUAAGUAUAUAGUUUAAGCCUACAGUCUUAAUACGUUUAACCACCCUGAAUGUCACUGAAGGAAGAAGGUUGGAAAAAACCAAUAGCAAAAGAAAUUCUGCAUUUGUAGGAAAGGUGAACAAAGUCGUUUAAUUAUGAAUAAAUAACAGAAUUACGCUAUCUUACUAGCUGGCUUUAAAGAUCCUAGAAAUAACACAAUUAGAACCUAUUUCUAAUCCACUGCUUCAAAUCAUCAGCUGAAUAAAAAGCUUGAACAACCAGAGAAGUUCUUGAUGAUACUGUGUAUGACAGGUUAAAACAGUUUGUUGGUCUGUCACACAAUGGAAGUCGGGAACCAUUCUAUCACCUCAGAUGAUAUUGAAACAAAACAAACAAAAAAUGUUUUCAGUUCAUUGAGAGGUCUGAGGGGUCUGCUCUUCCUUCAGCCUUUCCUCAGGUUAGCAAGAUUGUUAUUUACUUUUCUGCUCACAGUGGUGAAAUCCUGUUCUGCACCUCCUUUGAAGCCAGGAGUUGAGAAAGGUGUACUUGCUUCAGGUCUCCUAAUGCAUCCCUGUGUCCUAGCGGGCUUUUUAGGGCUUGGGCACAGUGUUUACCUGUGGUGUGGGAAAACUCCAUAAAUGCAGCGUACUUUAGCCUGUGGGGCUUCCAUCGUCUGCACCACAAUCCUGGCUGCUACAGAAAUGGGGCAUCUGUAGUCCUGGAUUUCAGACUUGGAUGAGCUCAGUUUGCUUUGAAUUUUUCACUGCUGGUUUCUGUUAGCCUACAGCCAUAAUAGCUGCCAGUUCAGCUGGACUUCUCUUGUCUGGAUUUGACACAGGAAGCAGGCGGGUAGCCUGUUGCUCAGGAGAUUUUAAGAUCAAUGACUAAACUAUGGAGAUAAAUCUACCAAUUUAAUUGUUUCCAGUGGGCUCUUGGCUGACUUUUGAUGUACUCGACUGACAUUAAAAUAUCCACAUAUCAGAACACAUUGCUAAUUUAAUCAUAAGAAAAAUGAAUCGCCUUUAGAGCAUGUGGGCAGAAAUGUCUAUCCUGUAUACAAGCAUACUACACACAUUCACUGCUCUUCAAUCACUGAUGGAGAAAUGUCCAUGAUAGGCAGCUGUCCAAACUGAUAACUGAGAAGGCUACAGACUGAAACUUGCUGUAGUUUUGUAUCAGCAGGAUGAAAAAAGGUUGGUUGUUGUUUGUUUUGAGUUGGUUUGUUGUUAUUUCUCUGUCAGCCUUAUAAAGUAGAAUCUGGAUCUGUUGCAAUGUAUUCAUGUUGGAAAUACUCAUUGUUUGGCAAACUGGUGGGGCAGAGCCUCUAAGUAGCCCUUUAUUUUUAUGGGUAUAUUUUUCUGCAGCAGUUUUUACUGUGCCUGGCUACUCUGGAUAAUAAAUGUGUCUGCUUUGUGUAUUCAGCUGUAGCUUAAUAAUGGUACAGACCUUAAUUUAUGCUGUUACAGCUGCCUUUAGUGCCUGUGCUAGAUGCAGGUAAACAGAGCUGGAUUCAGUUCAGUGCUGGAUUAAAUUUUGGGUUGUGUUUUUUCUGUAACAUAUUCUUCUAAUGGUUUUGGCCUGUAUUUGUACAGAAGAUGUCAUGUUACUUUGGGCAGCAGGAGUCAGAGCAAAGGUGUGGAGGUUCUCAAGUUCUCCCCUGCCUGGCCCGUGGGGAGCAGGUGCUGGUACGGUUUCUCUGCAUCCUCUGUGCCUAAAUGUGAUGCCAGGUGUGUUGUGGGAAUGCAACUCUUUUAUGUUUAUAUAAAACACAGCCCAGGCUGAAAUGGAAUUCAAAGGCUUUAAUGGAAUUCACAGAGGCUCUCCUGCUGCCUGAACUGAGACACCAGUGCAAUUAAAAUCUCUGUGGAAAAACUGGUGGUUAUGUUUUCCACGAGCAGGAAACAAAAAGAUAAUUUAAUGGAAUGUGGGUGGGGUUUUCUGCUUGUUUUGUUGUUUUUUUGUUUUUUUUUUUAAUUUAAAGUACUUUUUUGGUGUGUGUAUAUAUGGUCACUGCAGCUGUUACUGUAUUGCUGUGUGCUAGAGAAAAUAAACCACUGAACCAAA